CUCACUACUAGGGAAGCAUAGGCAACGCGCAAACAGCUUGCUGGUACAUUGGCAUCUCUAGACCACUGGGAAAACCCAACAUGCUGUUGCUGCUCAGUGUCUUUCUCACCGUGUGGGCUCUCUGUGCUCAUGGACAAGAAAGAACUUGUGAUUUCCCACAAAUAAAGCAUGGAAACAUCUAUGAUGAGGACAGAUACAAACAAAGCUUCCCAGUUGUUCCAGGAAAAUAUUUCUACUACUCCUGCCAUCACAACUUUGUAUCUCCUUCACAAAAGCCCUGGACACAAAUAACCUGCACAGAGGAAGGCUGGUCGCCAACACCAACGUGUCUCAGACAGUGCUUUUUCCCCUGGGUGGAAAACGGCCACUCUGCAUCUUCAGGACAAGUACACCUGGAAGGAGCCACAGUACAGAUUACCUGUGAUACAGGCUACAGACUUCCAAACAGCCAGAGCAACAUCACGUGUGGUGAAACUGGCUGGUCUGCUAGCCCUAUAUGCAGUCAAACAUGUAAAGAAUGCAAGAUCCCUCAAAUAGAUAGAUACUUAAUGGUUCAACCUCGAAUUGAAAAGUAUAAAGUUGGAUCAGUGCUGAAAUUCCUCUGCAGACAAAGACUUAUUAGAGUUGGACCAGAUUCAGUUCAGUGCUACCACUUUGGAUGGUCCCCAAAUUUCCCAACCUGUAAAGGACAAGUAAAAUCAUGUCCUCCACCCCCUUCACUCUUCAAUGGGGAAAUCAAGGGAAAUCAGAAAGAAGCAUAUGCACACGGUGACAUGGUGGAAUAUGCCUGCAAUCAGAGAUUCCUGAUGAAAGGUCCUAAUAAGAUUCAGUGCACUGAUGGAGAAUGGACAGCCUUGCCUGUCUGCAUUGAGGAGGAGCGCACAUGUGGAGGUAUACCUGAACUUGAUCACGGCUAUGCUAAGCCUUCCUCCCCUCCCUACCAGCAUGGAGAUUCCGUAAAAUUCAGUUGCAAAGAAGGAUAUACAAUGAUUGGAAAUAGGUCCCUCACCUGUAUUAGUGGAAUGUGGACCCAGGUUCCUAAUUGCAUUGCAACAGAUGAACUUGAGCAAUGUACGCAACCAUUAUUAUUUGUAAUGGGUCCAAGUCUAUCAUUUCAUCAUAAUACUAAUAUAAGUUACAAAUGUAGAAGAAAGCCAGAAAGCAAAUACUCAGUUUGCAUAAAUGGAAAAUGGGACCCUGAAAUAACCUGCAGAGAACCACAAACAAAAUUCUGUCCACCUCCACCUCAGAUUCCCAAUGCUCAUGCUAUGACAACUACAGUGAAUUAUAAGGAUGGAGAAAAAAUAUCUGUUCUCUGUCAGAAAAAUUAUCUAAUUCAGGGAUCAGAAGAAAUCAUAUGCAAAAAUGGAACAUGGCAGUCAAUACCACACUGUGUUGUCUCUAAAGAAAACUGUAAGCCCCCUCCUUCUAUUGACAAUGGAGACAUUACCUCAUUCCCACUACGGGUAUAUGCUCCAGGAUCAUCAGUUGAGUACCAAUGCCAGAAUUUAUAUAAACUUGAGGGCAGAAACACUAUAACAUGUUAUGAUGGAGAAUGGUCAAAACCACCAAAAUGCUUAGAUCCUUGUGUGGUAUCAGAAGACAUCAUGAAUAAACAUAAAAUAAUGUUUAGAUGGGUAGAUAGAAAAAAACAUUAUGUGCAAUCAGGGUAUUAUAUUGAAUUUGUGUGUAAACGUGGAUAUGAACAGAUAUCCCAUCAGCCCUUUAGAGUACAGUGUGUGGAAGGGAAGCUGACAUAUCCCACUUGUGGAUAAAGCAAUGGUUAAAAACAGUCUUAAUACUACUACAGCAUGAACAUUUGCUCAUCAUUUGAAUUAUUCACCCAAUUUUUCAAGUUUUGUUACUCAUUUUAUGCAUAAAUUGUGUGGAUUGUGUAAUUUUAAUAUAACAGACCAAUAAAACCUUGAAGUACUACAGUGAAAAAUGGCAACCCAAAAUUCCA
Erinaceus europaeus (western European hedgehog) is the source of this 1963-nucleotide messenger RNA. RefSeq names its product complement factor H related 5 (gene CFHR5). The record is from RefSeq and is a predicted model, not a curated record. NCBI's taxonomy places the organism in Eukaryota, Metazoa, Chordata, Mammalia, Eulipotyphla, Erinaceidae. Bases 81 to 1775 code for a protein of 564 amino acids. The transcript is spliced from 10 exons.